AUGAAGACCACUUUUAUUGUUUCUGCCAUGCUUGCUGGCCUUGCUAUGGCUUCUCCCGCAAAACCCGCUCCUGGAGCCACCUGCAAGGUUGACACCGAUUGCAAGCCCAACGAAAGCUGCAACAAUGCCGGCAGCUGCAUUGUCAACAAGAUGACCCGUGAAGCUUCCCUGGCCCAGCUGGGCCAGGCCUGCCACGCCGAUGGAGACUGCGUGAAGAAUCUCCUCUGUGUGAAAGAUGUCUGCUCUCCUUCCCAGAACAAGAGAGAUAUCCUUGCCCACCUGAACCAGGCUUGCAAGGCCACUGGUGACUGUGUGAAGGGUCUUGUUUGCGAACAAGAAAUCUGCAUUGCCCCCAAGAACAAGCGCAAUACUCUUUCUGAGCUUGGUCAAAUUUGCCAGAUCACUGGUGACUGUGUAAAGGGCCUUGUCUGCGGCCAGGACAACAACUGCAUUGCUCCUAAGAAUAAGCGUGACGCUGGCAAAUCCCAACUGGGCCAGCAAUGCCAAGGCUCUAGUGAUUGUGUCAAGGGACUCAUGUGUGAGAAAGAUGUUUGCCUUGCUCCCAAGAACAAGCGCGCCCAAAAGAGCUCUAGCCCUGACGCUUCACUUGGCCAGCAAUGCCACACUACCGGUGACUGUGUGAAGGGACUGGUUUGUGAAAAGGACACCUGCAUUGCUGCCAAGGAUAAACGCGAUAACACCAAGUCUCUGGUGAACCAGACUUGCCAGGUUACCGGUGACUGUGUUAAGGGUCUCGUUUGCAACCAGGACAACACCUGUGCUCUUCCCGACCAGAAGCGCUCUCUUAACUACAACAAGUGCGAGACUGACGCUGACUGUGAUGGCUCCGAGAACCUGACCUGCCAAGACAUCAAGGGCGAGAAGGUCUGCGCUGUUACCCUCUCUUCCAACUAA
Penicillium macrosclerotiorum is the source of this 915-nucleotide messenger RNA. RefSeq lists its product as uncharacterized. The coding region runs from base 1 to 915 and encodes 304 amino acids. The record is from RefSeq and is a predicted model, not a curated record. The transcript is spliced from 6 exons. NCBI's taxonomy places the organism in Eukaryota, Fungi, Ascomycota, Eurotiomycetes, Eurotiales, Aspergillaceae.